AAGGACACUCCUCUACCGUGGACUGGUUGUUGUAUUCCUGAAUCUGAUUCAAUGCAUAGAUUUAUGUAGUAUGGCUUUAUUUCUGUUAAACACUUUUUUGUUUUGGUCGUAGAGCUGAACAAACAUAACACACAUUACAAUUUGUAGCCUAAACAGUUUUUAUUUUGUUCUAGUGAAUGAAAUCUCAACCGUUCACAAUAGGACCUGUGGUGAAAGUCUAAUGCAAGACGAUGAUGGAGCAGGAUGAAACCCCUGGAGAUGUUAUACCUUCUGUAAAAGAUGAAGAGAUAGAAGAAGAGGUGGAGACGACGGAAUUAAUAGAUGAUGAAGAGGAAGACGAGGAAGCACUCCCCCACUCAGAGAUCUUGGAUAUUUUCGAAGAGGGUCUUGCUCUUCUUGUGCAGGAUCCUCUACUUUGUGAUCUUCCAAUACAGGUGACAUUGGAGGAGAUUAAUUCGCAAAUCGCUUUGGAAUAUGGCCAGGCGAUGACUGUCAAGGUUUUAAAAGCAGAUGGAGAGACCAUGCCUAUAGUGGUGGUACAGAAUGCCAGUGUGCUGGAUCUUAAGAAAGCCAUCCAGAGGUUCAUGGAGCUCAAGCAGCAGCGUGAGGGAGGGGUGAAAUACGUUAGCUGGAGAUAUGUCUGGAGGACUUAUGCUUUAGUAUUCCAAGGGGAAAAGAUGGAAGAUGACAACACAAGACUAAAAGACUACGGAGUCAGGAACAGAGAUGAAGUAACGUUCAUGAAGAAGCUCAAGAAAAAGUAGCCUGUUGAAUAAUUGCACCGGUGAGACCUAACAUUGGAAGGUGUGGUAAAUAGCAAGUACAGCUUGCAGACUUUAAUCAAAUGCUGUACGAGAAAACAUGUUGACUGACUUUUGGUAAACCUUUAUGUUAAACAGUCCCUUUUUUGGGGCAUUAACAUGUAAUAACAUCAUAGUGUUAAUACUUUUACAGCAAAUGUACAUCUAUUUGUUGAUCUCUAUGAGAGCCUAUAUUCAUGCAAUAUAUUUUUUAUAUUAGAUUUCUUGAUUACUUGUAUUUGAAUAUGAAUAAACCAUACAUUUUAUAAAAACAUA
Messenger RNA from Gadus morhua (Atlantic cod), 1076 nucleotides. RefSeq names its product small nuclear ribonucleoprotein 25 (gene snrnp25). The transcript has 5 exons. NCBI's taxonomy places the organism in Eukaryota, Metazoa, Chordata, Actinopteri, Gadiformes, Gadidae. Gene Ontology annotation, cellular component: U12-type spliceosomal complex. Gene Ontology annotation, biological process: mRNA splicing, via spliceosome. The record is from RefSeq and is a predicted model, not a curated record. Gene Ontology annotation, molecular function: protein binding. Bases 231 to 764 code for a protein of 177 amino acids.